Messenger RNA from Sciurus carolinensis (gray squirrel), 3281 nucleotides. RefSeq names its product nuclear receptor subfamily 2 group C member 2 (gene Nr2c2). Gene Ontology annotation, biological process: cell differentiation; anatomical structure development; positive regulation of embryonic development. Bases 399 to 2144 code for a protein of 581 amino acids. Lineage: Eukaryota; Metazoa; Chordata; Mammalia; Rodentia; Sciuridae. Gene Ontology annotation, molecular function: nuclear receptor activity; zinc ion binding; RNA polymerase II cis-regulatory region sequence-specific DNA binding. The transcript is spliced from 15 exons. The record is from RefSeq and is a predicted model, not a curated record.
CGCCCGCCCCCCGCCGCCGCGGCGAGGCUGGCGCUGGGAAGAGGAAGAAGAACAUUCGCCCUCCUCCUACCAGCGCGCGGGCGGCGGCGGCGGCGGCACCGGGGUCACGAACUCUGACCUUUCACUGACAAAAACAAUAACAAACCCCCCCUUCCCCGCGACCCCGGCGGCGCCCUCGGGCCCGCCCCCGCCGCCCCCGCUCCCACCUCGGCGUCUCGUCUCUCGCCUGCUGCCCCGCGAGCCCGCGGCCCCGGGGCUCCCGCCAUCCGCCGACGCCGGGAGCCCGGCCUCCCCGCGCCCUGCCCUCCGCGCCGGGGGCCUCCCGCCGCAGACACGGGACCUGCUUCGAGGCCGCUUUGGCGCCAAAUCCUGAGGUUCUCUAAUGAUCUUGCUUCACCAUGGCUACAAAUGUGGAGGGGCUGGUCCAGCACAGAGUGGGGACCCAGCAGGUGGCUGAGGUACCACGUCCGCAGACCUAUCGGCCGGAAUCUCCAGGGAUGACCAGCCCCUCCCCGCGCAUCCAGAUCAUCUCCACCGACUCUGCGGUAGCCUCACCUCAGCGCAUUCAGAUUGUGACAGACCAGCAGACGGGACAGAAGAUCCAGAUAGUCACCGCAGUGGACGCCUCGGGAUCCUCCAAGCAGCAGUUCAUCCUGACCAGCCCAGAUGGAGCUGGCACUGGGAAGGUGAUCCUGGCUUCCCCAGAGACCUCCAGCGCCAAGCAGCUCAUAUUCACCACCUCGGACAACCUCGUGCCUGGCAGGAUCCAGAUCGUCACGGAUUCUGCUUCUGUGGAGCGUUUGCUGGGGAAGGCAGACGUCCAGCGGCCCCAGGUGGUGGAGUACUGUGUGGUCUGUGGCGACAAAGCCUCGGGCCGUCACUAUGGGGCCGUCAGCUGUGAAGGGUGCAAAGGUUUCUUCAAGAGGAGCGUGAGGAAGAACCUGACGUACAGCUGCCGCAGCAACCAGGACUGCGUCAUCAACAAGCACCACCGCAACCGCUGCCAGUUCUGCCGGCUCAAGAAGUGCCUGGAGAUGGGCAUGAAGAUGGAGUCUGUGCAGAGUGAGCGGAAGCCCUUUGAUGUGCAGCGGGAGAAACCAAGCAACUGUGCUGCUUCAACGGAGAAAAUCUACAUCCGGAAAGACCUGAGAAGUCCUCUGAUAGCCACUCCCACGUUUGUGGCUGACAAAGAUGGAGCAAGACAAACAGGUCUUCUUGAUCCAGGGAUGCUUGUGAACAUCCAGCAGCCUUUGAUACGUGAGGAUGGUACGGUUCUCCUGGCCACGGAUUCCAAGGCUGAAACAAGCCAGGGCGCUCUGGGCACACUGGCCAACGUAGUGACCUCCCUCGCCAACCUAAGCGAAUCCCUGAACAACGGCGACACCUCAGAAAUCCAGCCGGAGGACCAGUCUGCCAGCGAGAUCACACGGGCGUUCGAUACCCUAGCUAAAGCGCUCACCACCACGGACAGCGCCUCGCCCGGCCUGGCCGACGGCCUCGACGCCGGCGGGGGAGGGAGCAUCCACGUCAUCAGCAGGGACCAGUCCACGCCCAUCAUCGAGGUCGAAGGCCCCCUCCUCUCCGACACGCACGUCACGUUUAAGCUGACGAUGCCCAGCCCGAUGCCCGAGUACCUCAACGUGCACUACAUCUGCGAGUCGGCGUCGCGCCUGCUCUUCCUGUCCAUGCACUGGGCGCGCUCCAUCCCCGCCUUCCAGGCCCUCGGGCAGGACUGCAACACCAGCCUGGUGCGCGCCUGCUGGAACGAGCUCUUCACCCUCGGCCUGGCCCAGUGCGCCCAGGUCAUGAGCCUCUCCACCAUCCUGGCCGCCAUCGUCAACCACCUGCAGAACAGCAUCCAGGAAGACAAACUUUCUGGCGAGCGGAUCAAGCAGGUGAUGGAGCACAUCUGGAAGCUGCAGGAGUUCUGCAACAGCAUGGCGAAGCUGGAUAUAGACGGCUAUGAGUACGCAUACCUUAAAGCUAUAGUUCUCUUUAGCCCCGAUCACCCAGGUUUGACAGGCACAAGUCAGAUUGAGAAAUUCCAGGAAAAGGCGCAGAUGGAGCUGCAGGACUAUGUGCAGAAGACCUACGCGGAGGACACCUACCGGGUUACAGUCCAGAUGGACAGAGCCCUGCCCUAGGCUUGUGUCCCUGCCUGUAGCCAUUCAGCUCCACCAGCUGAACUGCCGCCCUGGGCCCCGGGGCCCCCCUUCUGGCCCAGUGCUUCUCAAAGGACAUGACCCCCCAACCCGCUCGCCAGGAAGGGUAAGCAGCCCUCCUGGGUGGCGCUGAGGACCUUCCAUGGCCAGUAGUCGGGUGACGGGUGGUGCUGGGCUGGGGCCACGUGCAGCUUGCGCAGAACCGUUUUCCACCGCGGUCUCUAAAGACUUCCGCCUCCCAGGCGCCUGGCAGUGCGCUCCACAGAUUCCACGCAGCCACCCGGCUUGAGGGCAGGUUCAUUGUCUGAGACCCCAAGCCGAGAUGUCCCCCCGAUUCGCUUCUGCUGACUUCCUGUGACCCUUCAGCCUGUUCUGCUCCUCGGGCCCUGUGGUGGCCCCUAACCCUGUGUGCCCUGCAAGGUCAGAGCAGAGUCGGGUGGCCGGGCCAUGGAGGACGGUGCACGACUAACUGCUGCUGGAAUACUAUCAAUAUGUAUUUUUCAGAACAUUCUAGAAAGCCAAAAGGGAAGCAGAACUACUCGGUUAAAAAAGCAUUCCUCUGUCGUUAGGAAUUGAAGUCCGAAAGGCCCUGUACCUUUUUCGUCUCCUAUGAAAUGAGCUCCCUUGCUCGUCACCAUUUCCCUGCUUGUGACCAGGGAGGCUGCCGAGCUGUGGACACAGCCGGGUCCUAGGGGCGCGUCAGAUCAGCGUCCAGGGCCCUGCAGCCUGGCCUCAGGGCUUCUUCAUUUUGCAGAAAUGUUAAGCGAACCCAGAUGUUGAGGCAGUGCCAGGUUUUAGUAAAAAGCCUCGGAUCCCGGCAGGCAGAGCCCAGCCACGGCGCGGUGGGGAGCGGCUCCCGGCUGCUCCACGCCCUCCUUUAAUUCCUACUGGCCACGGGCAAGGCUGCCCGUCCUCACCCGUAAGCAGGCCGUUGUGUGAAGACAGGCACCAUGGCUGUCCUUCCGUGGGGCCGGGUGCCCUGGACACCAUGCUCCUGUGGGCGUUCCUCACGCUGGACUCCGUGAGGGAAGUGCCGAAUCGGGCAAAAAGAGGCGGGCGGCGGCGCUGCCCGUCUGGCCCCGCGAGGCUGAAGGCGCCAGCGCCCGUCUCUAACGCUGC